Molecule: messenger RNA, 829 nt
Organism: Gryllus bimaculatus (two-spotted cricket)
Lineage: Eukaryota; Metazoa; Arthropoda; Insecta; Orthoptera; Gryllidae
Source: the annotation of a GenBank genome assembly
AUGGGCGUCCGGGCCGUCGGCGUGAGGCGGCGCGUCGUCGGCCGCCGCAGGGCCUCAGAGCGCGCGCCACUACGCGCGCCAACCGCCCACCGCGCCGCAGCGCGCCCCACUGGCACCGCAAGGCAACUCCUGCACAGCAGCGUCUUGCGUCGAACAACGCUGCCGCCGAAGAGCGCUCGUGCGGCCCAGGGUGGCAGUCACGCGCCGCGUGCAUUGCGCUCAGCGCUGCCAAUGCGCAGGGGAUCAGUGCAGGCCCAAAUGAGAAUCGGCGGGCAAAAGAACUCAUUUCGCACGAGCACACUUUGGUAUUCAAAUACAAUACCAAGUGGAAGCUUGUGGAGCGUGGGUGGGUAUGGGCGUGGGCGUAGCGUGCGGGCCGCAGAGGCCCAGCCCCACCGCCCGCAGCGCCAGCAGCAGAGGGCGGGCGACGGCGCGCAGCUCCCCAGCGCUCGCCCCGACGCGCGCCCCGUAUACAAAGCAAAGUUGGCGAACAAUCAGAAGAAGAAACUUGGAGUCGCUGUCCCAGUAACUUGCCCCGUCGCCGAAGAACCAGAAGUUCGUUUGAAUUGCCCGCGCAUGCUCACUCGCCACACCAACCUUGGACUCGGUACAGAGAAAUCCCUUGAAAAAAACUGGUUCUAUAUUCAAAAUAAUUAAUUUCAAAUGAACAAAAGAAAAUGUAGUCACCCACGAUGUAUAUUAAAAUUGCAAGUAUUAUAAAUAUCAAACAAAAUAUGACUUACAAGGUAUUUUGAAUUCAGCUUCCAAAUAACAUUCUUCAAACGUAUGUAUACAUGGAAAACAAUCUUAAUUUUAUAAAUAAGCUAUA